CCAAGGUGACGUCAGGCUGGGGCUGGGCUGGAAAAACAUGUAACGGUGUAAAGAUACGCAGCACCCACCCACGGCAUCCUUUACUGAGACUCAAUUCAUCAACAGAGACCAAGUUUUAUAUAUUUGAGUCACUGUUUGUCAGUACAUGAUUGCAGAUUCCUUCUUACAACCACCAAGCACGAAUAAGUUCCCUUCCAUCACAUUGGGACUUUUUGGGCUGGUGGGGAAGGCCUAGUCCCCCACCGCGGUCAGGCCAACCCUACCCACGGACAAACAAGGAGCCAUGAGUACGCCAGGCAAGGCCAGCGGGCUCAAACCCCCCAGCAAAAUAGUCCGUCCAUCUGUGGUGCCAUCAAAGACCUCUCCGACCUCUGGUGCUCCAAAGCCAGUUCCUCCUGAGAAGUCCCCCGGCAGUGUGACCUCCCCUACUCAAGAUGGAAGUACAGACUUCCAGGUCGGAGAGAAGGUCUGGGUCAACGGCAACAAGCCCGGCUACGUGCAGUUUAUCGGGGGCACGCAGUUUGCUCCUGGGCAGUGGGCGGGGAUUGUGCUGGAUGAGCCUAUCGGGAAGAACGAUGGGUCUGUGGCAGGGGUCCGAUAUUUCCAGUGUGAGGAUGGGAAGGGGAUAUUCACGCGGCCUUCAAAGCUAUCCAAGACUGCACUGCCAGAGAAGGAGGCAAAUGGGGGGCAGGCCAGUCCAGCCCCAGCAGCCUCCGCAACAAGCGAGUCUGCACCCGCUGGCACUAACUCAACUGCUCAGGGCACCGGCAUAAAGACAAGUGCUGCACUAAACCGAAUGCUCACAUCCAGCGAGUCGGUGUCUAAUGUCUCAGACACCGAAUCCAUGAAGAAGAGGAGGGAGCUGAGGCUGGGAGACCGUGUGCUGGUUGGUGGUAACAAGGCAGGAGUAGUGCGGUUUCUGGGAGAGGCAGACUUUGCGAAGGGACAGUGGUGUGGAGUGGAACUAGAUGAACCUCUUGGCAAGAAUGAUGGAGCUGUAGCAGGGACCAGAUACUUUCAGUGCAUGCCCAGGUAUGGUCUGUUUGCUCCGGCCCACAAGGUGACACGGAUCGGCUUCCCGUGCACCACACCGACCAAAGCGAAGAGCUCACGGAGGAGGUCCACCCUCAAGAGGAGCCCGAGUGCUUCCUCCAUCAGCUCGCUCAGCUCCGCCACCUCCUCCAUCAGCGGCAAACCCAGCCGAGCGGGACUGCUGACAGAGACAUCUGCUCGGUACGCUCGUAAGAUCUCUGGCACCACAGCGCUGCAGGAGGCUCUGAAGGAGAAGCAGCAGCACAUCGAACAGCUGCUAGCAGAGCGAGACCUGGAGAGAUGUGAGGUGGCGAAGGUUACGAGCCAUGCAGGAGAGAUGCAGCAGGAGAUGGUUGUGCUGAGGAAAGGACGGGAUCAGUAUGCAGUGGAGAUGGAGGCAAAGCUGGAUCAGCUGCGUUCGCUGGUGGAGGCAGCAGAUCGAGACAAAGUGGAGUUGCUCAACCAGCUGGAGGAGGAGAAGAGAAAAGUGGAAGAUCUCCAGUUUAGUGUGGAAGAGGCCUGCAUCACCAGAGGAGACCUAGAGAUGCAGUCCAGACUGGAGCAUGCCCACAUAAAGGAGCUUGAGCAGAGCCUGCUCUUUGAAAAGACCAAAGCUGAAAAACUCCAGAGGGAUUUAGAGGACACUAGGGUGGCCACAGUGUCUGAGCGCUCCAGGAUCAUGGAGCUGGAGAGGGAGGUGGCCGACCUGCAGCUCAGGCUCCGGGCGUCCCAGCAGAAGGAGGACGCUGCGUCUCUGUCCCAGCAACAGAUCAGCAGCCUCAAGGCCCAGGCACUGUCUCAGGAGAAAAAGAUCAGUGAGCUGAGUGUUGACAUAGAGAGCAAACAGAAAGCAAUUCAGUCUGUGCAGCAAGAUAAGAGCUCUCUGGAACAGCAGCUAACCAGCCUGAGACAAAAGCUUGAGACAGCUGAGGAGGAUAACAGGAGGACAGCAAAGACCAUGCAAGAACUGGAGCAGAGUGUGGAGCAGUCAAAGAAAGAAAUCCAAACCCUGAAAGAGGAGAUUCAGUGCAGAGAGAAAGAGCUGACACAGGCUACUGAAAAGUCCGAGAGGACGGCCCUGUCUUUUGAGCAGCUGACCAAUGACAAUAAGACACUGGAGACACAGCUCGAGGCUUUAAAACAGCAGAACUCCAAAUACCAGGAGGAGCUCAGUCUGUCGAAAGAGCGGAGCAGCUCAGAAAACCAGCGAAUCGGAGUCCUCUGCAAGGAAAUUGAGGAGCUGAAGCUGGCCUCCCAGAAGUCUCAGCAUCUCGACGAGCACAAAGACGGCCGUAACAUGCCAGACAUGAAGACCAGAGAAACCAUUUCUAAUCAGGAAACGGAACAGAAAUCCACUGGAGCCUUAAUCUCCGACAAAGACCAGGAACUGGAAACUCUGAGGAAUGAGAUCGCCGUGCUGCGAGGAGAAAACGCCACGGCCAAGACGCUGCAGUCGGCCGUGGAGACGCUGGAGAGAGACAAAGCGCAGCUGCAGAGCCGCGUUCACAGUCUAGAGCAAAGGCUCAUGGGAACGCAGGCCUCCGAGGGAGAAGACAGGGAAGCUCUAUCCUCAGGCGAUGCAGCUCUGGAGCAGCUGAGGGAAGAGAAGGAGUUCGCUGAGGGGCAGAUCAACUUCCUGAACAGCGUGAUCGUUGACCUGCAGCGGAAGAACGAGGAGCUGAAGAUCAAACUGAAGAAGCUCGCUCUGGCUGAGUUUAACGGCAACGACGGGACAGAUGGGUUUGUUGAAGGUGUGCCAAAGCGGGAAAAGAAGGCGACUCCGCGUCUCUUCUGCGAUAUCUGCGACAGCUUUGACCUCCACGAUACCGAGGACUGUCCCACUCAGGCCCAGAGCCCCGACUCCGUACCUCACACCACCUAUCACGGCAACCCGGGCGACGAGAGGCCCUACUGCGACAUCUGCGAGGCCUUCGGACACGCCACCGAGUCCUGCAACGAUGAUCAGACCUUCUAGUAGCUCCAAAAAAAAACUCUUUACCUGCAUUUUGAUUCCUUCCCCUUUUUCUCCUAAAUACAACUCACCUUUUACUCUCCCA
This is a messenger RNA of Perca fluviatilis (European perch), 3089 nucleotides long. It is a transcript of the gene clip1b, whose product is annotated as CAP-GLY domain containing linker protein 1b. The record is from RefSeq and is a predicted model, not a curated record. The transcript is spliced from 24 exons. Gene Ontology annotation, molecular function: microtubule plus-end binding. Lineage: Eukaryota; Metazoa; Chordata; Actinopteri; Perciformes; Percidae. Bases 284 to 3007 code for a protein of 907 amino acids. Gene Ontology annotation, cellular component: microtubule plus-end; cytoplasm; nucleus. Gene Ontology annotation, biological process: cytoplasmic microtubule organization; positive regulation of microtubule polymerization.